CCGUCUCAAAAAAAAAGCAGCAGCGUACCAAUUCUCAAUUCCAAGGCCACAGCUUAAUCGGACCGACGGAAACGUUCUUAUCAUUUUAACAACUACGUUCAGUUCAAUUCACUGCUAAACUUAAUUCCCUGUAUUUUAACUUUCUAAUACCGCCGAAACAACCUUAUUCCAUUUACGCAAACACGAAAGCUUUGUAGCUCAAAAGUGUACUGUAAAUGCGAAUAAAUACACAUAGAUACAAUUUCGACAACACUCUUGUCACAACAUGAAGUCUUCUGCAAAACACCUUUUCGGGAGAGCAUACCGUGUUACGGUUUUUGGAGCCGGACUCGGCUCUCUGUAUCUUGGUACUAAUGCAGUGCUGGGGCGUCACCGUAUGUUGAGUGAGUCCUCAGAAACUGAUAAUCCUCCAAAAAACUUUCCUAUCCAUUUGCAACACAUGUCCACAGGCGAAUUGCUCAAGGGGGCAUUUAUUUACGAGGUGUGCUCUCAAAGAUGGCUAAUCAACACAUGCAUUCAUGCAAUGCAUUUAUGUGACAAACUUCAUCUCCCAUUGCUAUACACGACUGUUUGUCGUCAUUCCUUCUUCCAGCAUUUUUGUGGGGGCGAAACGAUGGAGGCUGUCGCAAAGCGAAUAGUCGAACUAAAUCAAAACAGAGUCCUUGCGUGUCUUAAUUACGCACGCGAAGUGAAUCUUCCCAAAGACUUGGACGAAGAUACCACUAGUCUCAAUUCCCUAUCACCAAACAAGCUGCCAGAACCCGUAAAGCAGCCAAGCAAUGAAGAACAAAUGCAGCUCACUCGGAUAGCUGAAGAUGCGCUACUGCAAAAUAAGCGCACAAUCAUGCUCGCAUCAAAACAUCCUGGUUCCCUAUAUGCAGGCAAGUUCACGCCGUUUAUUAAUCCACUAGUACUCCAACGGUACGGUUCAUUACUAAAUCACGUUUCCGCAGAUUCGGCGCCUAGCUUUAUAGCUCAUUUGAAGCAUCCGGAGCUGACAGACUACGAGCGCUCGGAACUGUGUCGUUUCUGGAAUUAUGCGGAACAACUAUGCACACUGGCCUGUGAAAACGAAGUGAAAGUUUUUGUUGAUGCUGAACAAAGUAACUUUGAAGGCUGUAUACAUGCCUUAACACUCGACUUGAUGCGACUACACAACAGAAAAAGAGCAAUUGUUCACGACACUUUCCAAAUGUAUUUGAAGAAGUCACCGGAGUUUCUCCAGAGCGCUGUACAACUCGCCAUCAAAGAAAAAUGGUGCUUUGGUGUAAAGCUUGUCCGCGGUGCCUAUCUGGAGUCGGAGCCGCGACAUCUUAUUUGGGAUACAAAGGCCGAAACGGACAAGGCGUACGACAAUGCCGUGAACUUCGUGUUCGAGGAAGCCGCCAAACACGCUCGAGGUGCGACGUUCAAAAACGAAAAUCAGUUAACAAACGACGAUGGAAAAUGGGGCCUUAUGAUUGCUACGCACAACAAGACCUCGGUGUAUGACACCAUUAAUAAAAUAAGCUUGAGAGCAAAUGAUUUAAACCGAGUCACCAUUUACCUUGCACAAUUACUCGGAAUGGCAGAUGACAUCACUUAUGCAAUUGCUCAUCAAGACAGCCCACACUUUUAUGUUGUCAAGUAUGUUUGUUGGGGAAAGCUUGCUGAAGCCCUUCCGUAUCUGGUACGGCGAGCCGAAGAAAACUCUAGCUCUCUUAACCGAGCAGUUGAAGAGCGAUUUUAUUAUCGGGCAGAACUUUCCCGUCGCCUUAAGAGCGUCUUUAAGAGUUAACUACAUCACCCAAAAAAAUACUAUUCUCAUUAUUAUCACA
Messenger RNA from Schizosaccharomyces japonicus yFS275, 1817 nucleotides. Its product is annotated as proline dehydrogenase. Gene Ontology annotation, molecular function: proline dehydrogenase activity. Gene Ontology annotation, biological process: L-proline catabolic process. The record is from RefSeq and is a predicted model, not a curated record. NCBI's taxonomy places the organism in Eukaryota, Fungi, Ascomycota, Schizosaccharomycetes, Schizosaccharomycetales, Schizosaccharomycetaceae. The transcript has a single exon. The coding region runs from base 266 to 1777 and encodes 503 amino acids.